AUGAAGCCGACCAAUGCACUAAACAGCGCCGAGGCCACAGAAGCACAGCGGCAAGCCGUGCGUGGCGCCGGCAUCAGUGCCGUCAAAUGGGGGUUUGCGUCUGCGGUCCUCGGAGGAAUUGCAUAUGCCGCCUCGCCUGUUUAUCGAGGCUUGACCAUUCAGUUCAAGGUCUAUAUACAAAUGUCAGGCAUGAUUCUGGGAGGUAUGCUCGGGGCGGAUAGGGCCGUCCAGGACUAUGAAGCACGGUUAAGGCUGCAGAGGCAGAUAGCGAGAGACCGAGCCAUGUGGGAAACGUUUGAGAGGGAGUAUAAGGAAGAGGGAGGUGCACCGCCUCCGCCGCGGCCGAAGCAUCUGAGGGAGGACAAUUAA
Messenger RNA from Truncatella angustata, 369 nucleotides. RefSeq lists its product as uncharacterized. NCBI's taxonomy places the organism in Eukaryota, Fungi, Ascomycota, Sordariomycetes, Amphisphaeriales, Sporocadaceae. The record is from RefSeq and is a predicted model, not a curated record. The transcript is spliced from 2 exons. Bases 1 to 369 code for a protein of 122 amino acids.